This is a messenger RNA of Leptidea sinapis, 4582 nucleotides long. Its product is annotated as homeobox protein Hox-B6-like. Gene Ontology annotation, molecular function: DNA-binding transcription factor activity, RNA polymerase II-specific; sequence-specific double-stranded DNA binding. Gene Ontology annotation, biological process: neuron projection morphogenesis; regulation of DNA-templated transcription; central nervous system development. Lineage: Eukaryota; Metazoa; Arthropoda; Insecta; Lepidoptera; Pieridae. Bases 150 to 1178 code for a protein of 342 amino acids. The transcript has 5 exons. Gene Ontology annotation, cellular component: nucleus. The record is from RefSeq and is a predicted model, not a curated record.
CGUGCCGUCGCAAUUGGUUCGCGCGGGAAACAUUUGACAUUUAUAUUUUUUAUAAUCGCGUCUGUGGUUGUCUUUGGUGUGGUGAAUUUAUUAUUGUGAGUGUAUUUUACUGUGUUAUUUUAGAGAUAAUGAGUUACUAAAUCGUCAUCAUGUAUCGAGACUCCGAGGCACAGAUUGACAUUGACCAGGACUCCAGCAGAUCAAAUACCCCAAAAAUGUUCUACAAAGACGACAAAACAGUCCUGUCCACGAAGAAAUCCUUCUGUAUCGACGCCUUGUUGUCCAAACAAAUUGACGAAAAGGACCAUAUAAACAAGAAUUAUAUUACGCGGUAUCAGGACUUUGAUACUAGGGUGGAAGACAGUCCGAAGAGUAGUAGUAGAAGUGUAUCACCAGGGUCAGAUGAUGGAAAUCGAUCUGAGAGUUAUAGUCCGCCUAUUUCUCCUGGUGUCGAAGGUGGAAGUGAAGAGUUUGAUACUUAUAGACCUGGAAUAAUUCCAAAGCCGGGACUUCUACCUCAGAACCCAGCGCUGGUGGCGCAGUCGAUGUUCAACUAUCAGAUGAACCCGAUGCCGGGCGCUCCAAUGCCAUCAGCCUUUCACCACCCAGGAGACAGGGUGCUUCAUCAUAUGCAACUGGAAUGGCUCGCCAGGACCGGAAUGUUUUAUCACAGGAUACCUGAGUUAGGAGGGGCUCCACACGCGCUCCUUGGAAAGACCCGGCGGCCCCGGACAGCGUUUACGUCUCAGCAGCUACUAGAACUGGAGAAACAAUUCCGACUGAACAAGUAUCUGUCGCGGCCGAAGAGAUUCGAAGUCGCUACAAGUUUGAUGCUAACUGAAACUCAGGUAAAAAUAUGGUUCCAAAACCGCAGAAUGAAGUGGAAACGCUCGAAAAAAGCGCAACAAGACCACAAAAAAGAGCCGCAUUCAAGCGACGAGAAAAACAAAAAGGAGGCGCACAACGACCCCGACAAACAGCCCGCGCAAAUGGCGGCAGAUCUGACACCUGUCAAACCGCCCCCAAUGUUAGACAGGGACAGGAUGAUCGCGCUAGAGCGGGAGCGAGCGAUGGCGGCGGCUACCUUUAAUUCGAAUUUGGAAAACAAUAGACGUGUGGCAGUUAUGAACCAAGAUGGCCGACCGGGUAUAGAUAUGUUUAGGCCUUAUGUAGUAUGAGGCAUUAAGUAGUUUUUACUUUUAGCUUUAAGUAUUUGGUCGUGAUUUGUGCAAUGCAUUGUAAUUAGUGAACAAAAAAAAUAUGGAAUCAUUUUAAGAUUAGAGCUGUGUUACCAGUGUUUUUGUGAUCACCGAAUUUUAUCCCAGUUUUUCGUUUGUAAGUAAAUAAGGCGAGUACUUCUAAAAUAACUUAAAAGCGAUACUAAGUACGUAGUAAGUAGAUACGAAUUCUAAGUACCUACUUAUAUAGAUAAGAAUCAAACAGAAUAGAAUAAAACUUCUGUGGUUAAAUAAUAUAUAAGUAAUAACGAUAAUUAUUACCUAAGUAAAAAUUGUAUAUAGUCUAUGGUAUCGCUUCAGAACAGUGUGUAGGUAUUAACGAGUUACAUACCCUUAUGCUACGGCCACACUACCUUACAGUAUACUGCGAUGUUACUGCUUAAAACUCCUCAAGAAGUGAUGUCGAUAUAUUAUGGCUUACCUAGAUAUGGCAAUGAUGUAGGCGGUAAAAUAAUUAAAAAGUUAUUUUUUUCAGUUUUACAACAUGUUGGUACGUCAAAGUUACAAACUGCACAUAAUGAGUGCGAAAAUUCAUAAAUCUUGUACAUUCCAACAAAUAAAAUUACAAUUCCAAAUACACAGAAGAUGGUGGAUUAUAAAAUAUCUCAAAGGUGUUAACGACUUAUUUGCAUUACAUACAUACAAAAACUGUAGAUUGAAUAUUUUUAUAAAGAACUGUGUGUGUUCUACGACCAACACCGAAUCCAAAAAAAUCUCAAUAUUAGGUACUUUUGACUGUUUGUCUGUAUGUUUUUACGCGCAAAACGCAAAAACGAAUGAAUAAACGCAAAUUUUCACCCGUCUACGACCAACACCUAUUUUUGUUUCGCGAUCUUUAUAAUAUUAUUCUAUUCCUUCCAUAGAUACAGGUUGCAAGAUGGCGAGUGAAAAGUGCGAUAAAUCAUGAACAAGAUAUAAUGAACAAGUCAUUUACAAACUAUAUACGACUGGACUGGCGGCUGUCAAAGUGCUUUUGUGCCUGUUUGAUAUUCGCCAUUUUGGCGCUGAUGGCCAUGUAGCGAGAGUACUGUGGAACUAAAACUAGUGAUGACAACCUCAGCAAACAUCGAUAGAUGGUGGUAAAAUAUUUACAAAAAAAGAUUUGAUUCUUGAAGUAUAAAUACCACUAAUAUUGUACGUUCCUUCGCAGCCAUUUGUAAUAUAUAUAUAUACGUCAAAAUUAGUUUUCUGGACGCUCGCGAGUGGCGCUUUAAAUAGGCACAAAUAACUUAUGUCAAACAUAUAAAACAGCCUGUCCAGUGGUAUUUAUACAGGUCAGUGAUUUACUAUCGACAAAAUUAAAUCGUGACACACCUUAUUAAUUUAUGUUUUUUCCUAAAUUCAUAAUAAACAACUACAACUCUGGUGUUGCAAGAGAAUUAUGAGGGCGGUGAUCACUUCACAUCAGAUGACCCCGUACUUACUGUCUAUAACAUUGUAAAUAAUUAAACUAUAAUUUUUUUAACAUCACAAUAUAUCAGGCAAUUGUAAUACGUAUAUUUUAUUUAAAAAAAACACUGUUGAAAUGUCGGCUCAUUGAAAAUUCGUACAAAUAAUUUGAUAGUCACAGAGUUAUAUUCUCUAUAAAUAAGCCUAGGGUAAGAUUUAAAAUUCCUAAUAACUAUAGCGUGUUCGUCGAGAGUUGAUAAGUAAUAUGUAACCUCUCGGAUUAGCGAUUGUCGUAUAAUUAUCGCUGUCUGCAUACCGGGCGUCGCUUAUUGCCGCAUAACGAAUUUUGUGGUACGAGGUACACAGCUGUUGUCAAACGCAAGGUGGACGCUAUUUUAUCCGUAACGAACAGAAUUUAUGUUUUAAUAUAAGUUAUAUUGUAGAUAUAGUAUAUAAUUAUGUACUGAUGCAGGCCAAAUAUAGAUUUAAAUUAUAAAAUAGUAUUUAUAAAUGUAUUAUAGAAGACGGAAGAAAAACAUUUAAUCAGUAACUUACUUCCUAUAAGUAUUAUAAAGAUAAGUAAGUAUAUAUAAUUUAGUCACAAGAGUAUAUUCAUUUGACUUUUUUUGAUUGGUGAUUUUUAAGAUUCUUCUUUGCUCAGGUAUCUUGAUCAGAGAGAUAAUAUCAUAUCUCUCUAAUUAUAAUCCAUUGACGGUCAAUAAUCAACAAGACCUACACCAAAGGGCGUAGCUACCGCCGUAUCAAUUAUACGGGGCCCCCGACGUACAUAAGCAAAAAUUAAUAAAAAAUUUUGCUGUUUACCGAAAAAAAGGAGAGUACACAUUUAAUUUGAAUUGUUUCAAAAUGUUGGUAAAUGUGACAGAUAGAUAAUUAUGAUAAAUAAAUAUUUAUUUUAAUUUUAUGCAAUAUUUUUUUUUCUUUUGUGAAAAAUCUUCAUAAGCAAAUAUUUUUAACCAAGCCGCGCUACGCCACUGCCCACAUACUGAUGUGUUUUCUAUUUUCGAAUUCAUAUGAACGUUUACUCGACGCUUAAGGUCGGCAACUCUCUUGUGAUUCCUUUGGACUCAGGUGUCCCCAGAGGGUAUUCAUUUAUAACAAGUGUAUAUUGUAAUUUAAUACAAAUACGGCGACAUUAAAUGAUCGCACAAGAAGAACUACUUGAAAUGAUCAUUAAAAAGUAUAUUAACCUGUGGUAUUAAAGUCUAAACACAUGGUCGGGUUUGGUACGGUCGAACCAUCGGACAGUUUGAUAACUGGUGGGCGUGGAUGAGCAACUCUGACCAAUUGGUCCAGCGUCGUACUCGGUACGGUCCACACGGUAGUAAUAAUUAUUUUGUUCGGUGGACAAUGCGACAUAACCUCGAAUAUGGUCCAGUACCGGACCACAUCCUAUUCAGCCGUACCAAACCCUGUGUGUUUAGACUUUAAUACCACAGGUUAAUAUAUUUUUUUAUGAUAAUAUCAAUUAAUUUUUCUUAUGCGUUCAUAAUGUCGCCGUUAUUUGAGCCAAUGAGCAGUCGCCCUCACCGUAUUUCUUCAUGAAUUCACCGCCCGUUUGCCUUCUUAUAUAUAAAAAUGCCGGCUGCAAUUAAUUUUUUUUUGUUGAUGGAUGAUAAUGUGUUCGCUUAUAAAACAAAAAAAUAUGAAUCAAUAGUUUUUUUUUAUAAGCUCCUAUCUGUUUUUUUAUUUAUUUUCUAUUUAUUUAGUGGCAUUGGAUGCAAGUUUAUAGGCCAGGGCCUAUCUGCUAAAUAUAUAAUAUUGCCAUAUUCAAAUCAUUAUUUUUGACUGUAUUCAGAUCGUGAGUUUUAGAAUCAAUAGAAUUAUGUAUUAAGGAGAGAAUGUAUUAUAACAUUUAUUAUUCUAAGGCUCAAGACAUCGCACUUAUCAGUAUUAUUCAGUUAACUGUACAUAUUAUUAUUAAUAUUAUGUAAAAA